Carassius gibelio (silver crucian carp) is the source of this 1582-nucleotide messenger RNA. Its product is annotated as coiled-coil domain-containing protein 124. The transcript is spliced from 5 exons. The record is from RefSeq and is a predicted model, not a curated record. Gene Ontology annotation, molecular function: transcription coactivator activity. Gene Ontology annotation, biological process: transcription by RNA polymerase II. Gene Ontology annotation, cellular component: nucleus. Lineage: Eukaryota; Metazoa; Chordata; Actinopteri; Cypriniformes; Cyprinidae. Bases 173 to 823 code for a protein of 216 amino acids.
GUCAGACAACCUGUUGACAACGGACUACAAAUAAGGCAUGCAUGGAGCGCAGUGACCGUCGAGCCUCCAGGUGGCGCUAAAUGAAACGCUGCAACUGUAUCGCGGCGGCGGCUUGAGAAGAAGAGCGAGAAACACCCCAGCAGGCGGGCGCAGGAAAAGGGAAGUCCCAGGAAUGCCGAAGAAAUUCCAGGGUGAGAAUUCCAAAUCGGCCACCGCGAGGGCUCGGAAGGCUGAGGCCAAAGCAGUCGCUGAUGCACGCAAACAGAAGGAGCUGGAGGACGCGCUGUGGCAAGAUACCGACAAACAUGUCAUGAAGAAAGAGCAGAGGAAGGAUGAUAAGGAGAGAAAGCGUUUGGAGGCUCUGGAGAGGAAGAGAGAAAACCAAAGGCUCUUUGAGGAAGAAGUUGCCAAGAUAAAGGGGAAACAGACAAAAGAAGCCCCUUUUAAAGUGACUCGAGCCCAGAUUGAGGAGAACCUACAAAGCGAGCAAAAUGUUAAGGAAACCAAGGAAAAAGAAAAAAGCCACUUGGAGAUGCCGCUUGAGGAGAACAUCAAUCAGAUAAUUCCAGAAGAAGGCACGAUGGAGGCCCGAACCAUUGAGGAUGCCAUCGCAGUUCUCAGCACUAAGGAAGACCUGGAUCGACACCCUGAGCGCCGCAUGAAAGCCGCCUACGCUGCGUUUGAAGAAGCAAACAUGGCGCGCCUUAAAAUGGAGAACCCCAAUAUGCGACUUUCCCAGCUAAAACAACAGCUCAAGAAGGAGUGGACAAAGUCUCCAGAAAACCCCCUCAACCAACGAGUGGCUGCCUACAACUCCAAGUAAACCAACCCAAGGGCACUUAAAGUCUGACCCUCUGCGCAGAUCCUAACAAAUACAAAAAGGCACCACAAUUAAUUUUGGACACACAAUUUACAGCUGAUCUAUUCACACCCCUCACCUCAUAUGUGAACUCGCAGACAAACUUGGAUUAUUUAACUAAUUAUUCAAUAAAUGUCUGAUGAUGUAUGAACAGCAUACAACUUAAAUCUCUUAUCUGCUAGACAAUUGCCUAUCAAGAGCUGCUGGGAAGUUUCUAGGUUUGGUUUUUAGUGAACGCAGAGUGGAUUCUCAACUAGCAUACCUUUCCUCCACAUAAUAUGUUUUACUGCUGUGUUGAGUUCAUUUAUUAAUGUCUUCAUCUAAAAUGCAGAACAUGAUCUGAAGUGAGGUUAACCUGAGGCAAGUUUUUAUUUUUUUAUUUAGUGUCCGUGUGAUAAUCAUUAGGGUUCAGCUUCAGGUUUGAUAUUUAUGGAGAAGAGCAAGGUGAUCUGAUAAUUGCUCUAAAUCAAGAUGAUAUGGAUAGAGAUUUGUCUGCUUGAUUGAUCUUACAUGGCUCUUUGUUUUGGAAAUGCACUUUGGACCUGGUAUGGAACAGUGUCUCCACAUCCCAAAGGCGAGUGGACUAUUAGCCGUUGGAUUGCCGUUUACAUAUGUCAAGCAGUGCGAACACACUCUGGUCUGUGCUUCGCAUCUGUGGGAAAUACAAACACUCUCAUUGGCUCUUGGAAAAAACUAAAUCGAAUAAAAAGUAAGGAAGAAACA